AGCAAAACUUUCGUAUGUAUCGUAUAAAUAUACGAAAAUUGGGUUUUCCGCGGUUCUUCAUGGGGAAAAGAAACGAAGCUCUGUUGCAGAUGUCGGAAGAAGUACAAAAUCAACCUAAAAUUGCCGACAAACGGACUAAACUUCAAGAAAUCAUGGAGAAGGAGGAUGAUGAUAGAGUCAGUGAGUUGCCUGAUUGUUUGCUUAUUGAAAUCCUCUCUCGAUUACCCUCAACAAAAUACGCCAUUAGAACAGGUACGCUCUCCAAGCGAUGGGAACAUCUUUGGACUUGGGUACCUACUCUGAUGUUUUGUCUUCCCCCACCUCAACGUCUCAAAAACCCUAAUUCAAGGGACGAAUUCGCAUUAUUGGUGGACAAAACCCUAACUCAAUGUCGCCAAUUGAAGCUCAAGAAAUUCGAAGUGCAUAUCCUUAAUGAUAUCCGAUUUGAAUCACUGUUUAACAAUUGGAUUCGUUAUGCUAUAAGUUGUAACGUUGAAGAGCUUAACUUGAACAUUUGGAGGAUGAAAGAUGAGCCUGAGUUUCUGUUAGAUCAAUUUGUAUUCAUGAAUUCAUGUUUUACUGAUCUGAGACUAAGAGGAUGCAAGUUGAAUCCAACUGGGGCGAUUAGUUGGGAAAAUCUUAGGAGUUUGUGUAUUUCCAGGGUGAAUGUAGAUGAAGAGUUGGUUGUAAAUAUAGUAUCAGGGAGUCCUCUAUUGGAAACUUUGGUGUUGGAAAUGUGCCGGUGGCCAUAUAUUACUUCAUCUGAAUUUGGUUCUGAAGCGGAUGAUAUCAUCGGAAUCAGUGGUCCUACUAGUUUAUCACUAACUCAAUGUCGCCAAUUGAAGCAGUUGAAAAAAUUCAAAGUGUCUACCAAUUAUGGUAUUCAAUUUCAACCGCAGCUCAACAAUUGUAUUCUCUAUGCUAUAAGAUGUAAUGUUAAAGAGCUUCACUUGAGGUUUUGUAAUAACAUAUAUGAUGAUGAGUUUAUGUUGGAUCAGAUUGUUUUCACCAGUUCAUGUUUUACUGAGCUGAGUGUAGGUGGGUUCAUGCUUAAUCCAGUAGGGGCGAUUAGUUGGAAAAGUCUUAGGAGUUUGUGUAUAUCCGAGUAUCAGAGUUUAGAUGAAGAUCUGAUUGAAAACAUAUUAUCUGGGACUCCUGUACUGGAAACUUUGGAAUUGAACCGUUGCUAUGGUUAUAGGCUGCUCAGUAUUACUUCAAAGAGUGUUAAAAACUUGGUGAUAUUUGGAUAUGAGGUUCCUUAUGGUGAAUCUGAAGCCAAUAUUAUUGAAAUCAAUGCUCCUAAUAUUUUAUCACUAACAAUGGGAGGUUUGAAUUUUUUGUGUAAGCCUUUGUUGCUGAAUGUGUCUUCUUUAGUCAAAGCUCACUUAGAUUAUUCUUGUACAAAGCCCGAGCAUCUCCAGACACCACCUAAUGAAGUGGAAGAAGAGGUGCUUAAAAGAUGUAUAAUGAAUCUUCGCCAUGUCAAGGAGCUUCAACUUGGGCUUUUAUGUUCUAAGGUUCUUUUUUGUUUGGAGGCUAAAGGUUUCGUUUCUCCAUCAAAUGUGAAAGCUUACCAGAUUCUAUGACCAUAGCCAUAACUAUUUCCAUCUCCUUUUCUGAUCUAUUUUAUAAAGUAGAGUAGACUUCUUUUAAUUAGGUUGUGGAUCAUUUCUUAUCAAUUGCUGUUUCAUGCUAUGGUGAAUUAUUAUUAUUAUUAGCUGUUACUCCAAAGCAUCUAUAGUACUAGUUUAGUAAUAUAUCUCUCUCUUCUUCUAUGAAUUAUGGCAUUUUUCUUGUGCAAAAUUUCUUGGUAUGCUUUUGUUU
This is a messenger RNA of Lactuca sativa (garden lettuce), 1824 nucleotides long. RefSeq lists its product as uncharacterized. The record is from RefSeq and is a predicted model, not a curated record. NCBI's taxonomy places the organism in Eukaryota, Viridiplantae, Streptophyta, Magnoliopsida, Asterales, Asteraceae. Gene Ontology annotation, molecular function: protein binding.